GGCAUUAGAAACCCAGAAGACUUGCAGAAAUUAAAACUGAGAAUUUAUGUAAAAUAGUUUACCGCCAAAGAAAAGCUGAAAAGCAAUACUCGGAUUAGUCCAAUUUAUUCUGGCUUGCCUAAAAAAUAAGAACACUAACGCCUACAUAUUAAUUUUCCACCGGAGAGUAUAACUCGUCAAUGUGAUUUCUGGCUGGUGGUGGAUAGAAACGUUUUUUUCACCCAAAACAGUAUUGCAGUGGAUGGCGUUGUCGCCUCAAAACAAGAGGUUGUCCAGUUCGAUUCUGAGCUGUGAUGAUUUCCGUACUGACCUAACAUGUCGUACCUGUGUUUGAGUGGGUUUCUUCUGGUUGCUCCGGUUUCAUUCCAUAUACCAAAGAACUGCAGUAGGUGGACUGGACACUCUAAAUUAGCAGUGUGCGUGUGUGUGGUAUGAAAGGCAGGACAAACCACCCAGUAGUGUAAACCUUGGCUCCAGAUGAUUGUCUCUGUUGAAGUGACACUCCGACCCCAAGUGUAAGAAUGGGAAAAGGAGCUGUGGCUAGAUGGAAUAUAGUUUAAUUCAUUUUACAGCAUGGCACGUUAGCUCUCACAUAUAUGGGAAACGUAGAAUUCCAGAAGUAAUAAGAGCUUUAUUAAUAUUCUUUUGUUGACAACUUGGCUCUGCUUUCGCGUUUACCUCUCAGUAGCCGAUAACAGUACCUCAGAUAAAUCUCUCUACACGCUAUGAAGCUCUUAUUAUCACACACUUUUAUAAAACUUGGUCAGUCGCCUGGUAUAGUCUACACUACCCAUCGGAAAGGGUGUCUCUAACCGAGUUUGCGAUAAUGGACUCGGUAUUACCUACUUUAUUAUUUUGCACUGUUUCCUGUCUGGUGGUGAAUUUACAACAUUUAGUUGAAAAACAGGAUACAAAGAUUACAUCAAGUCACAGCCCAAUCUGUUCUACAGCAAAACAGGUGGUCUUACUAUUGAGAAAAAAAAACAACAGCAUUUCCACUCCCCCCCCACUUUACGAAGGAAUUUCCAAAAUAUCAUGGAGAACUGGAAUUUUUCUGACGUUCUGCUUCCUGUGGGCCUGGCCUUACGAUCGCGGGUUGUACAGAAUAAAAGGAGCAGCUGUGGACAGCAAGUAGACAGGUAAACUAUUCACAGCAACUCACACAACAGAAACAGCGGUCUGCACUGCUCUCUCUUGUGAAGUGAAGAACCGAAAAGAUGACCCCCAGCUCCAAAGUAGCCCUCUCCGUCCUGCUGCUGGUCACUCACGCUGCAUUUUCCUCAGGCGCAGCUCUAGGCGUGGAUUUGCGAUGUAAGUGUAUAAACACAGUUUCCGAAUUCAUCCCUCAUAAGCGCAUGGCAAACAUUGAAAUUAUCCCCAAGGGGCCACAUUGCAGUGCAGUCGAGGUCAUUGCAACACUGAAAUCUGGCCAGCUGACCUGCCUGAAUCCCGAGGCUAAGUGGGUGAAGGUCAUCAUUGAUAAAAUACUGAACAGUGGAAAACAUCAUUCUCAGCAUGUGUGAGAUGAACAUUUAACCACAGAAUCUUGGUACCUGUUUCCUGUAUGAAAUGGAACACCAGCAGCAUGUUAACAACUGGGAACUGCAAAAAGCAGGAGUGCCAUUUGUGAAGCUAUAAGAAGACAUUAUUGUUUCACUGGCAGGACUGUGUGCAUCUGAUAGGGUUCAUGAAAACUUCACCCAGGGAUCGUGAGACACUGGCAUAUUUAUUAAAAGAAACUAAGCUAUUUAAAUUAUAUUUAAUAUACCCAUACAUAUUUAUGUGUAUAUAGAAUUAUGGGUUAUAUUUUGUAUGGAAUGAGCAUUUUUUUGCUCACUGUUGUUAUCCUGUACUACUGCUACUAGACUCGGCAAUGUCAGCUGCCAGAAUUAUCCUUUGUAAUUUUUUGAACUGCUCUUUAAGAGUAGUAUCUGCAGAAUACAAUACUAAUUCCAUUGUACUCUGCUUCUAUUUGCGGUUUGAAAUAGGAAUGUACUUAUAUUUUUCUGUAUGGUCUCUGUUCUGACAGAAGAACAUACUUUGAAUACUUUUAGACACUUUGUGUCUUUUUAGUUUGACAUAUUGUCAUACCUGUUUAAUUUUUUUUUUUUUUUGCCAUGUAAUGUGCACAUGCUUUAAAAUGUACUGUUUCAUGCCCUGUAUACAUAUUCUGUCUCUGCCCUAGUUGACAGAUGCUACAUUUCCUUAUUUUACAGUUAAGCCUGUAUCAGGCAUCACAUAACUAAUUGCAUCUCAUUGUCAAAUAUGAACUGAGGAUCCACAAACUGUUAUUAUUUAAAUGAAUCCCCAAUCAGAAGUACUUAGGGUGAUUCUUUUAUUUAAAUAAUAUUCAAGCAUGAAUAUUUUUGAAAUGUAUAUAAAAUGUUUUUUACAUGUGAAUUUUAUUUGUAGAAUUGUUAUGAAUCCACAUAUCAAAUAUUAGUUUUUUAUUGUUUCCUGAUUUCAAAUACAUGGGCAGAAUGAAUAUUUCUGAUAUUAAUUUAUAGAAUGUUGUAAAAAACAGUACCAUAAAACACUCUCCAGAGUAAACACACCACUGUAAACAUGAAGAAUAAUAAAAGCAACAGGAAUAAUCCAAACAGUGGUGGCAACCAUGCAGCUCACGAACAAUGUAUGUUCACCAGAAGUAGUCCUUAGGAUAAAAAUAAUUCUUCAGACCAUUAGGAAGAUACCAUAGUGUGUUGUUCCCAUUGCUAAUAGUGAUUGGUUAUGAUUUAGUAUAUUAGGAAUGGCAGCAACACACUAUGGUAUCUUGUUAAUGGUUUGAAUAAUUCUUUUUAUCCUAAGGACUACUUCUGGUGAACAUACAUUGAUUGUGAGCUGCAUGGUUGCUACCACUGUUUGGAUUAUUCCUGCUGCUUUUAUAGAAUGUUGUGUUUUGUAUUGCAUUUUAUAAUGUGGAACAUAUGUAGAAUAUUACACUGUGAAUAUUUCAUUUUUAUAUGUAUAGCACUGACAUUAAAUGGUAAAUUAUGAA
This is a messenger RNA of Protopterus annectens (West African lungfish), 2998 nucleotides long. Its product is annotated as permeability factor 2-like. The coding region runs from base 1218 to 1523 and encodes 101 amino acids. The transcript is spliced from 4 exons. Gene Ontology annotation, biological process: cellular response to lipopolysaccharide; chemokine-mediated signaling pathway; neutrophil chemotaxis. NCBI's taxonomy places the organism in Eukaryota, Metazoa, Chordata, Ceratodontiformes, Protopteridae. Gene Ontology annotation, cellular component: extracellular region. The record is from RefSeq and is a predicted model, not a curated record. Gene Ontology annotation, molecular function: CXCR chemokine receptor binding; chemokine activity.